AUGUGUUACCCGGGAAUGCAUAUGUCGGGCGUUCCUCCACCCUUCAUGCCUCCGUUCAUGCAGCCCGGUCAGCCAAACAUGAUGCCCAUGGGUAUGUAUGGUAUGCCUCCCCCCGGAGCAUUACAUAUGCCUCCAACAGGUGCUCCGGGCUUCGGUGGGAUUCCGGGACCUAAUAUGAUGCAUCCUAUGCAAGGAUUAAUGCCUCCAAACACUGGUGGCCAGUUGAGUCUUCAUCCUAGCCUCGGACAGCAAGGAAAUGUAAAACAAGAAGAUAUCUGGGUAGAAAAUUCGACAGCAGAUGGGAAGAAUUAUUAUUAUAAUAUGCGUACAAGAGAAACAAGGUGGGAUCGACCCGAAGGUGUCACAGUUGUUCGCCAAGGAGAAGUCGAGAAGGACUCGAAUGCAACCGCUACGCAGGCAACAUCCGCUAUUGCUACUCCAGCACAAGCUAACAUUCCAACACCCGUCGCGAUAUCGGCCACGCCUACACCUGUAAAGCCACCGGAAGUUGCUGUCUGGACUGAAUAUAAGAGCGGUGAUGGAAAGGCAUAUUAUCACAACUCGCGAACCGGCGAGACAACAUGGGAAAAGCCGAAAGUGCUAGCCGAUUGGGAAGGUAAGCUGCCAGUCCUCGACAGUUGUCGACCUAGGUUUCCAAUCCCAGUAUUCGUAUUACUAAAUGGUCCUAUUUUGCUAGGUUCUAUCGGAACUUCGAGCACACCGGCGAAAACGCCAGAAACUCCUGCAGUACCAACGCAGAACGCACAAGCUAAGGAUUCAAUAAAGCCCGUGGCGCAGACUGGUUCUGCUACGCAAUCCAGCGUCAGUGAGGUGCCUGCCUCUGAAAAGGAGUCCAACGCUUCAGCCGAGGACCAAGCAAAGAAAAUUAAGGAAGAGGAAGAGAAGGAUGCCAGCCGUCCGAUAUCCAGCACACCGGUCAGUGGCACACCUUGGUGUGUUGUCUGGACGGGUGAUGGCCGAGUGUUCUUCUUUAACCCUAGUCAGCGUUCUAGCGUGUGGGAAACCCCGGAUGAACUUAAGGGCCGUGCUGAUGUUGAGAAACUUCUCGAGAAACCUCCCAGCGAAGCAAAAACGACCGAACCUACCGAAGCUGUAGAGGAGAAAGAAAAUCAGAUCACACAGCAGAAUAAGAUAGAAGCCUCCGCCAAAUCGGAUGAUUCAGACGACCCGCCGUCUAAAAGAAUAAAAUUCUUAGACACUUUACAGUCCUUUCUUAAAGGCCUUGUUGAAAUCCGGAGUUUUUCGCUCACUUCGCGUACAUAUUUUAGAGAAACUGAAGAAGCAUCAGACCAAGCAACCUCCCAAAAGAGCGAGUCAGAGGACGCGGUUGCCAAUGAGAAGCCUACUUCAGGAGACACCGUGGUUACCGACUCUGACAAAUCACAAGGUAAUGAAAGUAUCCCUGUGGGAAUGGAAACUGCCAAAGAGGCCGAGGAGCGUGCUGCCCGCGAACGAGCACUGCUACCACUAGAAGUUCGGAUGAAGCAAUUUCGAGAGAUGCUAAUUGAAAAACAGGUGUCCGCCUUUUCGACUUGGGAAAAGGAACUUCAUAAAAUAGUUUUUGAUCGACGGUACCUCCUACUCGUCAGCAAGGAGAGAAAACAGGCCUUCGAGUCUUUCGUUAAGGAACGUGCCGACGAGGAGCGAAGGGAAAAGAAGAACAAACUGAAGGAGAAAAGGGAAAGGUUUACUGAACUACUCCAGGAGGCGAAUCUCUCCUCCAAGUCUUCGUUCUCGGAUUUCUCUUCGAAAUACGCCAAGGACGAACGGUUCAAGGGCAUUGAAAAAAUGCGAGAGCGUGAAAGCCUGUUCCAAGAAUUCGUAUCAGACUUACGACUUCGCGAAAAAGAGAAGCACAGUCAGAAAGAGAAGGUUAAAAGCGACUUUAUAAGUCUGCUGAAAGAACAAAAACUUUCUCGGCAUUCACACUGGUCCGACAUAAAAAAGAAAAUCGGCUCCGACCCUCGUUACCGUGCUGUCGACUCAUCAAGUCGACGCGAAGACUGGUUCAAGGAGUAUGUUCGUAAACUAGAAGAGGUAUCGUCAACCACCCGUUAUCUUCUUGCAUCCUUUUACUUUGGUUUUUUUUCCAUAUAUUCGAUGAAUUCUAUUUUUGUAAUCGAGAGUUGUGAUAGUCUCAGACCCGGGUCGUUUCCGUUGUGUUAUAAACCAAACUGUAAUUUUUGA
Molecule: messenger RNA, 2208 nt
Organism: Dibothriocephalus latus
Lineage: Eukaryota; Metazoa; Platyhelminthes; Cestoda; Diphyllobothriidea; Diphyllobothriidae
Source: the annotation of a GenBank genome assembly